Molecule: messenger RNA, 4085 nt
Organism: Nilaparvata lugens (brown planthopper)
Lineage: Eukaryota; Metazoa; Arthropoda; Insecta; Hemiptera; Delphacidae
Product: protein SCAI
Exons: 15
Coding region: 385-2169 (594 amino acids)
Biological process (GO): DNA-templated transcription
Cellular component (GO): nucleus
Molecular function (GO): transcription corepressor activity
Source: RefSeq, a predicted model, not a curated record
GCAACUAAGCGAAGUACGGCUAGACUCCUCAUUCAAAUGCCAAUCAAUAAACUCCCCUAGCACUUUUUUCUCGUUCGACUAAUGUUACAGACAACAGGGAAGCCUUACAAAUUACAGUGAUUGCUUUGAAAUCAGUGAGACACCGUGAGAUUUAGUAUGUUGUUCAGUGAUUGUUUUAGAUUUGUGGUGCAAACAGAUACGAUGUCAUCAUCGGUCUUGUAACGCACACACGACCAGCUCCAAAAUGUCCGCCUUUCGACUAGAUUCGACUUGUAACUGCGUUAUUUUGUCAGUCAGCUCUUCUCAGCAACCUCCACCUCCACUGCAAGUCAUGUUUCGACGUUUGCGGUAACAUUGUUUCAACCCUGCAAAUGCUAGACAGCAAUGGUCGUCAAAAUGGCUGGGAUGGAUGAGCAUGAGAGAAAAAUUGUCGUCGAGUUCUGUCAUUUGCUUGAGAAAUCAAAGCAACUGUUCAACGGACUACGGUGUUUCACAUUUUGCAGCGACCUGCCGCAGUACGGCCACAAGCAGUGGCAAGCCUAUUUCGGACGCACCUUCGACAUCUACACCAAGCUCUGGAAGUUCCAGCAGCAGCAUAGACAAAUAUUGGAUACCAAAUAUGGCUUGAAAAGAUGGCAAAUCGGAGAGAUAGCGUCCAAGAUCGGCCAACUCUAUUAUCACUACUACUUGAGAACGAGUGAAACAAAUUAUUUGAAUGAGGCUUACUCAUUCUAUGCCGCCAUCAGAGGGAGGGCAUACUAUUCUAGAGCUGCAAAGGAAGAUCGAUCCGAUCUAAUGGUUAAAAAACUUCGAUACUAUGCACGUUUUAUUGUUGUGUGUCUUUUACUAAAAAAGAUGAAACUAGUCAGGGAUCUUGUUAUGGAAUUGGAUAAGCAAAUAGUAGAUUAUACGAGUACUUAUGAGCCUGAUGACCAGUUAGAGUGGUCAUUAGUUCUAGAUGAAAUUAAGAGUUUUAUCAAGGCAGAUGGAAUUGUUAGUGUAUUACAUGCCGACUCCAACACCAUAGUAUUAUCACAUAGGUUAAGCCCACUUACAACACCUCCGGUUGAGAAAUCAACACAAAUGAAUUUAUCAUUACAAGAAAUAUUAAUAGUUGGGAAUUGUAAUGAUCAGGUUAAGUUUAGUGAAUUAACAAUGGAUAUGUUUAGAAUGCUGCAGACUCUAGAAAGGGAGCCACAAGAUGAAUUCAAUCAUAUUUAUGAUGCAUCUCCAGCACCUGGAAGGAUACCUUUUGAAAAAAGUUAUUCAAUAGCAAGUGCAAAAGGAGGCGUGCCUGUAGGAUACCCAGUAGUUACAGGGUGUCAGGAAAAUGGUGAUCGCCCUCCCAAGCGAGAAAAUCCACACAAGUACCUUCUCUACAAACCGACUUUCAGUCAAAUUAUGGUUUUCCUAGCUUCAGGUUUCAAAGAGUUGCCAGCAAACGGUGCACUAUUACUAUACAUUUCCGCUGAUGGGUGUUUCUCAACAUCAAAGCAUCCUGGUGAUUUGGGGUAUGACCUGGGAGGUGUAGUAACAAGUAGUAAGAAAGAGGUCGACCAUGCAAAUAAGAAAGGAUUGCACCUGAAAGAGAUGCAUUGCUUGUACCCAGGAGACCUGUAUCCCUUCACAAGGAAGCCAUUUUUUGUGAUAGUCGACUCAGACAAUAGUUUUGUUUUUCAAAACAUUCCGCGUUACUUCACGCAGCCUUUAGUUAUUCUAAUGUCGCCUCAAGACAUUCCUCCAACGUUUCAAGAUCAACACCACAACGGAAGUCUGUUCACUCUCUUUCUGCACAGUCCGUUGACAGCCUUCUGCUUCAUCUGCAACAUCCUUAGUGUACCAAUCCACCACUGGGAGCGGUGUCAAUCGUUCAUAGAUAGAUUUGUAACCGAAGCUAGCAGGCUAUUCGCCAGAAGUAGAAUUGAUCCAGUGUACCUACAAUUUUUCGGUGAUGAUUUUCUGCGACUCUUACUGCUUCGUUAUAUUUUCUGUGAUGUUGUUCUCCACCUCCAUAGAGCAUUCAAAGGCAGACAACUAAGGCCCCGAUGUCAACCAGCCUUGCCUGACACCGACCUCUUGGAGCACCCCGCUCUUCAGCACCUCGUCCUAGAUCUGGCCUCCCACUUGGAGGUCAGGUCACACUUCAUAGAGACCGCCGAAAUGGACUGAUUACAGGCAAGGGGGCCACUCCACCUCCACAUCCACAUCCACCUCCACUCAUCGGUUCCUCCUCUUCUUCUAUCUCCCGUAAAUGCAUUGUUAAUUAUCUACUACUACUCUAUUAUUAUCGUGUCUCUCCUUCUUCAAACUGAAUUCAGCUGGGGAAGUUCGAAAACAAAUCCUAUUCAGCUUGCAGAUGAUAGUGGAAGUUCGAAAACUACUUCUAUCCUGAUGAGAGGAAGUUCAAAAACAAUUAUUACUCCUAUCCAGCAUACAUGUGAUAGGGAAUGUCUAAGAACUGCUUCCAUCCUUCUCAUAGGAGAUAGGGAAAGUUUUAAAACCACUUCUAUACUGCUUGAGGGAGGUUCAAAAACUACUCCUAUCCAGCAGACAGAUGAUAGAAGAAGUUCGAAAACUACUCCCAUCUUGUUUAGAGGCAGUUCAAAAACAAUUACUCCUAUCCUACGUACAAGUGGUAGGGAAAGUUCAAGAACUACCUCUAUCCUUCUCAUAUACGAUAGGAAAAGUUCAAGAACUACUUCUAUCCUUCUCAUAGACGAUAGAGAAAGUUCAAGAAUUACUUCCAUCCUGCAAGGGAAAAGUUCAAAAACAACUAAUACCCUGCUUGAAAUUGGUAGAGGACGUUCAAGAACUCCCUCUAUACUUUUUAUAGACAAUAGGGGAAGUUCAAGAACUACUUCUAUCCUUUUCAUAGGCGAUAGAGAAAGUUCAAGAAUUACUUCCAUCCUGCAAGGGAAAAGUUCAAAAACAACUAAUACCCUGCUUGAAAUUGGUAGAGGAAGUUCAAGAACUUUUUCUAGACUUCUCAAAAACGAUAGAAGAAGUUCAAAAACUACUUCUAUCCUGGUUGAGGGAAGUUCAAAAACAACUUCCAUCCAUAGGGGAAUUUCAAAAACUUCUCGUAUUUUUUUCGCAGGUGAUAAGGGAAGUAGUUCAGGAACAACUCCUAUCCAACCUUGGGGAAGUUCAAAAGCUUCUACUAUUAUUUUCCCAGCUGAUAGGGGAAGUAGUUCAAAAACACCUCCUAUCCUAUUUGAAGCUGAUAGGGAAAGUUUGGAGAGACUUACUACUAUUAUCAUCCUCCUUCUUCUUGAAAAGUUGCUGUACAAAAGUUUCAAUCUAUCAUCGUCAGACAAUAUGAACUAUAACAAAGUUUUUCCUAUAUGCUUGAGUAAUGAUAAAGUAAUUAUAAUUGUAACAAUGUAUACAGUUCAUAUAGAUAUUUACUGUUUUUCCUUGUCAUCAUCAUCAUCAACAAAAAUUCCAAUGACGUAUUCACAAAAAAGAUGCGACGACAUAGGUGGGAGGUCAUCAAUGAUGUCUAAAGUGGAAAUAAAAGCAGGGAUCACUUCUGUUGAGAAGAUCAGUAAGUCUUUAUCAAAGAAGACCUCAGCAGAAAUCAGGAAAAAAAUCACUAGGAAUAACAGUAUGUUUUCAUCAAUGAUCACUCUAGAUAAAAUUGAAACAAGAAUUCUAACGAAUGUUAGGAACAGCAUUAUAUUGAUGUCAACAAUGAUACCUAGAAUUGCUAGGAAUUUGAAAAUUACAACAAUAUUGAGUAAUAUUUAUGGGGAUCCUCCUAUAGAAUUGUUCAGUUGUUGCAUAAUUAUUGUGAUUGAAAAAACAAUUUUUGCAUUGGAACCAAUGCAAAGAAUUUCAGUGAAUUGUGAAUUAUUCAUCUACGUCCUUGUGAGAAGUGUCUCGAAGUUUGUCGCAUCUAGAAUACGUUUUUGGCGCUUUUUGUAUAGUUAACAGAACUUGUAGUGUAUCCGGACAGUUGAACAAUGUUUUGAUACACUCACUACCAUUAUCCUGUUUCCAAACUUUCGUUUACGUUGAGAACUAAGAUUUAGGGAAUAAUUUGAAGGUAUUCUGGGUUGAGCUUGGAUGAGAUGAGCUUGUAA